AUGUACCAAAGGGGUCUUUCCGCGUUUCACUUUUUCUCCAGAUCCCGCAUAAACCACAAUCAUUACUAUCAAUGUGGUGAGAGUGUAUAUAAAACAACCGGAGCUAUAGCUGGCGCACCCCACAUUACCAGAUUUGGAUUCUUAAAAGUUAUUUUAACUAUUGCACCAUUUCUUUUUGGCGGAGCUUACAUAAGUAAACAGGGUGCCAAAUUUCUCGAGGACAACGAAAUAUUUGUUCCAGAAGAAGACUGA
Molecule: messenger RNA, 252 nt
Organism: Rodentolepis nana
Lineage: Eukaryota; Metazoa; Platyhelminthes; Cestoda; Cyclophyllidea; Hymenolepididae
Source: the annotation of a GenBank genome assembly